This is a messenger RNA of Esox lucius (northern pike), 1222 nucleotides long. RefSeq names its product chromosome 21 C11orf65 homolog (gene c21h11orf65). The record is from RefSeq and is a predicted model, not a curated record. Bases 27 to 1112 code for a protein of 361 amino acids. The transcript is spliced from 10 exons. NCBI's taxonomy places the organism in Eukaryota, Metazoa, Chordata, Actinopteri, Esociformes, Esocidae.
CAGCGUCUGACGUUCCUGACAAUUGAAUGAAAGACAAUCCCUCACUCACAGUCAAAGCUACAUUCCAGGCCACGAGGAUGGAGAAGAACCUAAACCAGUGUGCAAUGGAAAGCGCGCCGUCAUCCUGCCCGGUGAAGGACCCUCUAGCGCGAGAGGAUAUGGUGGAGCUGGACCCACAGCAGGAGAUGGUCAACCACAGUGCUGCCAGGAUCAUACAGAGGACAUGGAGGAGACAUGUGGACACGCGUGUGUUCCAGUACUUCAAGAACCUCGUGAGGUUCCGUAGCCGGGGGGAUCCACGACUCCUGCUCAGAAGAGAGAACCCCAACGAGGCAGACAUUCUGGAUGCUGCGGCUGGAGUCCAUAUCAGAUUCAGACUGGGAGGAACCAGCUUCCCCCCCAGCAUCUACUAUAAGAUCUACACCCAUCGCCCCAUCGUAGACAUGUGUGCCAACAGUCCCAUGGACUACACUCACCCUGGGCAGAAGAGGCCCAUCCCCAGGCAGACACACAACCAACGGUCCCUGGCGCAGGACGACCGGGUUGGGUGGUACCACCGAGUGGAGAACAACGGCUGGAGACUGCUCUCUGGGAAGUCUACUCUAUUAGGUGACAUCAUCACACUGGAGACCAAUGGCAAGAAGGUGGAGUUCCAUCAUUCCAAACUGCAGCGUCGCCAGGACGUAGAGAGGAGGAGGAAGAGGAGGAAGAUCGAGUGGAUGAAGCAUAUGUAUGACCGUGGCGGUCUGAUAGCACGCACGGAGCACAGUGAGACUGCGGUGCUGGUGGAACAGUCAGUCCAAGGCAUGAUGGAUGCCGUGGAGAAGCUGGGACCCGACCUCAUCCUAGAGUGGGAGGUGGACGAGUUACUGGAGUGGACAAACGCUCUAAAUUUUGAUGAGUAUAUUUAUGAGUGGAGAAGUGUGGGCACAAGCAAUUCCUCUGAGUCUUGCAAAGUGAAGAGCCUGACCCCUUCCAUGCUGGAGCCAUGUGGGACAUUCUCAGGGCUGGAUCCAGAGGACAGCCAGGUGGGCACCAAUAGAAGUAUCACCCACCCCCUGGUCUCCAGCCUCAUCCAGUCAGAACAUUCCAAGGCCAAUCUCUCUGAUUGACUGGUGGGCAGGCUGCAUUUCAUUGCUGACUAAACCAGAAAUGUACACAUACAAACAGAGACUGUUUGUGUGACAGUAUGCAGUGAGAUUUAAUUAAAUGUCAACAGUAA